This is a messenger RNA of Diaporthe batatas, 1854 nucleotides long. RefSeq lists its product as uncharacterized. Gene Ontology annotation, molecular function: oxidoreductase activity, acting on CH-OH group of donors; flavin adenine dinucleotide binding. The transcript is spliced from 5 exons. Gene Ontology annotation, biological process: secondary metabolite biosynthetic process. The coding region runs from base 1 to 1854 and encodes 617 amino acids. The record is from RefSeq and is a predicted model, not a curated record. NCBI's taxonomy places the organism in Eukaryota, Fungi, Ascomycota, Sordariomycetes, Diaporthales, Diaporthaceae.
AUGGUCAGGUUACUUUCCCUGGGCGCUGUGUCGGUCUCCGCCGCUCUUGCGGCCGGAGCGCCCAUCGAAAAGGCGGACGCCGAGUACGACUACGUGAUCGUGGGAGGAGGUCUCACUGGCCUCGUCGCCGCGGCACGUCUGUCCGAGGACGCUGAUGUUUCGGUUCUGGUUCUGGAUUAUGGCACCUUUGACCGCAGCAACAAGACGCAAAUCCCGUACUACGCCACGGUGAUCAGCACGUCCGGGCCAAGCAAUCUGCGCGAUAUCCCUUCUGUCCCAGAGCCGGGUAUGGGAAACCAGACCUUCGGCGUCAGGGUCUCGCAAGUUAUCGGCGGCGGAUCGCAGGUCAAUGGCAUGACAUGGGACUAUCCCUCUGUCGCCGAUAUCGACGCAUUUGAGGCAUUGGGCAACCCAGGUUGGGGUUGGGAGGGCUUAAACCCUUACAUGAGAAAGUCCGUGACAUUUACACCGCCCACGCCUGAGGUUCAAGCGACGUACAACUACUCGUACGACGUAUCUGCAUGGGGCCAAGAUGGGCCGGCGCAAGCCAGCUAUCCUGAUUGGCAAGCCCCUGAUUUGUACAAGAUCAUCGAUGGGUUCAACGAGCUUGGUCUGCCAUUUGUUGAAGAGCACGCAACUGGAGAGGCCAUUGGCCAUUUCUGGGCCCCAUCGUCCAUUAAUCCCGCGAACAAGACGCGUUCUUCGUCGCUGUACGCAUACUAUGACACGGUAUCGUACCGAAGCAACCUUAAGCUUCUGCCGAUGCACCAAGUCCGGGAGAUUCUCUUCGAAGACAGCGCCAGCAGCGUCUCGCCGCUUGUGGCGACCGGAGUCAAGGUUCUGGACCGCUCCAAUAACGAUACCUUGGUGUUCUCAGCGAGGAAGGAGGUUGUCCUCGCGGCGGGCGGCGUCUUCACCCCUCAGUUGCUCCAGUGGAGUGGUAUUGGUCCCAAGGAGGUCCUCGAGGCAGCUGGCAUUGAGACCAAGAUUGACUUCCCCGCCGUCGGGAGCAACUUCCAAGACCACCCUGUGGGCUACAUUAGCUGGACAGUGAAGAACAGCUUCCCCGGUCCCUCAGAGCCAUCCACCAACCAGACUUUCUUCAACGAGGCCUACGACCUCUACCACCAGAACAACACCGGGCCCCUGACCAAGGCACAAGCCACCUACAUCGCCUUCCCCUCCCUGGAGAUGCUCACCAGCGGCGCCGAGUCUCUGGUGGACGCGCUCGAGGCCCAAGACCCCAGCGCCCACCUGCCGGCCAUCUACGCAGGCAACGCCGACCUCCAGGCCGGGUUCGAGCACCAGCGCACCAUCCUGGCCGCCGACCACCGCGCGGGCACGGUCGCGGCAGCCGAGCUCCCCGCGGCAGGGGGCGGGUUCGUGGCGACCGCUGUGAUGAAGCCGAUGUCGCGCGGGACAGUUCAUCUUGACUCGGCGGACCCGUACGGGGUGCCGCUGGUGCUGCACAACGCGCUGACGAACCCGUUCGACCGGUCGGUGCUGCUCGCGGGCGUCGAGUACACGCGCCGGCUGUUUGGCACCGAGGCCACGGCGGACAUGGAGCCCGUCGAGGCCGUCCCCGGGGCGGGCGCGACGACGGCGGACGCUGUGAUCGAUUCGCUGCUAGCUGCCGGCCUGCUUAACCCUACCUUUGCCCACCCCAGCUGCAGCUGCCCCAUGAUGCCACGCAACAAGGGCGGAGUGGUGGACCCCGAGCUGAGGGUCUACGGGACGCAGCGGCUGAGCAUCAUCGACGCGAGCAUCCUGCCGCUCAUCCCCGCCGCGCACCUGCAGGCCACCAUGUAUGCUGUUGCUGAGAAGGCCAGUGAUAUUAUCAAGAGCAGGGCGUGA